GUCUAUAAAUAUAAUGGCAAAUAGGGAAGAAAUCCUCAUCUUCCACUAUCAAAUUUCCAUCAACAAAUCCUCUUAAAGAUAUUGUUAAUUAUAAGUAAUUUAAACAAGUUUUGUGUAAUGGCAAAAUUUUGUGCCCAAGAAAAGGAAUGUUUUCGCGUUAAAUACGAACAAAUUUUGGAGAAACUAAGGAGCCUCAUCAAUCAAGAUGGGUUCGAUAGCUUGUCAUUUAUCGAUGUUGUCCAACAAUUAGCUCUCGAACACCAUUUCUCUGAAGAAAUUCGGAUAAUGUUACGUGAACAUCAUAGACACUUUUUUCAGAGAACACACAUUACGCCCGACAAUCUAUACACUGUUUGUCUUAGUUUUCGACUAUUGAGACAAGCCGGUUUUCCCAUCACUCAAGAUGUAUUCAAGUGUUUUAUGAACAAAAAUGGGAAUGAAUUCGACGAAGAUCUUCGUGAAGACAUGGAAGGUCUUCUUGCAUUGUACGAAGCUUCCCAUUUGGAUUUCGAAGGAGAGCAAAUACUCGACAAAGCCGCAACAUUUAGCGCGAGAAUUCUAUCGACAAACUCUGUAGGAAUAUUUGAAGAUCAACACGAUCAACCGGUUAAAUACACUUUGCAAAACCCGCGCCACAAGACAAUGGCGAGGCUCGUGGCCAAGAACUUCCUCGAAAAAAAUGUACCCAAAAAUGAGUGGACAAUUCUUCUACAAGACUUAGCAAGAAUGGAUCAGGCCGUGGUUGGAUCACUAUUUCACGAUGAAGUACUUCAAGUUGUGAAGUGGUGGGAUGGUCUCGAGCUAACAAAGGAAUUAGAGUCCGCGAGGGACCAACCGAAGAAAUGGCACAUGUGGUCGAUGUCCGUGCUUCAAGAUCCGACCAUGUCUUGGCACCGAAUACUACUCACAAAGCCGGUCUCCCUUGUCUACAUUGUUGAUGAUAUUUUUGACAUUUAUGGUACAAUGGAUCAACUCGAACUCUUUACAAAUGCGAUCAAAAGAUGGGAGAUUUUCGAUAGCGAAGGACUACCAAACUACAUGAAGACGUGCUUUGAAGCAAUUCAAGAAACUACACAAGAAAUAAUCGACAUAGUCUACCAAAAUCACGGAUUUGAUCCAUCGAACAUCUUAAAAAGAUCGUGGGGAGAAUUGUUCGAUGCAUUUUUAACAGAGGCGAAGUGGUUUGGGAAUGGUCAUUUGGCGAAGGCGGAUGAGUAUCUAAGCAACGGGAUUGUGAGCUCUGGAGUGCCGAUGGUUCUUACACAUCUCUUCUUCAUUCUCGGCGACAAUGUUUGGAGCGAAGAAGCUCACCGAGUUUUGAGCAAUGGAGAUCAUAACAACAUCCUAUAUUUGGUUGGAAUGAUUCUUCGCCUCUUCGAUGACUUGGGGAGCGCUCAGGACGAGCAAUGUUAUGGGAACGAUGGAUCGUACGUCGAGUGCUACAUGAAGGAUUUUGAAGUAUCAUCGCACGCGGUGGCGAAGAAACAUGUGAUGAAAAAGGUUUCGGAGACAUGGAAGAAACUCAACAAGCGCGCAUUAUCGUCGUCGUCAUCGUCAAACCCUUUCUCGGAAUCGUUCAGAAAUGCAUGUCUUAAUGUUGCAAGGAUGGUUCCUGUGAUAUAUGAUAAGGGUCGCAAGAAUGAUCUUCUUGCUCUAGCUCAAUGUUUCGAGUCAACACUUAAUGAAGAUGAAUGAAUGAUCGAUCCAUCUUCUAGCUAGUGUUAGUGUUGGUAUAUGUUGCUGAUUUUGGUAUGUUGUUUUACUGUGUGUUUAGUUUAUAUUUGAAGUCAAAAUAUUUGCUUCGGUAGUAAAAAUAUAUUUUCUGCCAUUCUAAA
This is a messenger RNA of Andrographis paniculata, 1835 nucleotides long. Its product is annotated as (3S,6E)-nerolidol synthase 1-like. NCBI's taxonomy places the organism in Eukaryota, Viridiplantae, Streptophyta, Magnoliopsida, Lamiales, Acanthaceae. Bases 118 to 1695 code for a protein of 525 amino acids. Gene Ontology annotation, molecular function: magnesium ion binding; terpene synthase activity. The transcript has 7 exons. The record is from RefSeq and is a predicted model, not a curated record.